AUGAAGCGGAUCAUCACCCAUUUCAUGGGAAAUAUCUCCUUUGAGCCUACUCACCUCCAAUCAGUGGCAGACAGCUUGGAUGAGAGACACGGCGACGAGGAUGGCAAUCCAUCUACAAUCUCUCAGGACCUUGCCCUGGCCAAGGAUUACUCCUUAGAUCCCCUCUCUACGAAUACUAUGCACUACUCCGGAGAGCUUUCCCAUUGGAACUUCUCGAAAAUGCUGGAGCGCCGACUUCAAAGUCUGGGCAACGGCACCAAGCCAGGAAGGGUCGAGAAUCCUGGGCCGACUGGCAACGGCUUCUUCCGCGCAACGGAUUUGCAGUCUUCUGGCUCAUGCAUGUCAUUAGCCAAGCAGUACUUUCCACCAAGACCAAUCGCUGAUUUCUUGGUCAAAACAUUCCUUGAGUAUGCCUUGACUAAUUACUUCUACUUCGAUCAAGAUAUUUUUCAUCGCAAACUAGAAUACUAUUAUGAUUUGGAAGGUUCGCUGACCAUCAACGACGCUGGCUGGGUAUGCACACUCCUCAUGACAUUUGCCAUUGGUACACAAUUCGCAUAUAUGCAGACAAGGCCGAACUUGACGAACGAGUUUGCCAAAGUUGACAUCGAAGACGACCACAUUGGAAUUCAGCUCUAUCGGUUCUGCUGCCGACUAAUUCCGGAUCUUAUUACAACUGCUAGCGUCGAGAGUGUCCAGGCAUUCUUGCUCAUGGGAUCAUAUACGCUGCCAAUUGACACAUCGGGCCUGGCAUACACAUACUAUGGUCUGGCAAUAAAGAUGGCAAUACAAAACGGAAUGCACAGACAGUUCCCUGGGGAAAACUUCGAUGGUCGAUUAGUCGAAGCGAGGAAUCGUCUUUGGUGGUCAGCCUAUGCGCUGGAAAGUCGCAUCAGUAUUUUACAUGGUCGCCCAGCCUCCAUAUCGCCAGCUGAGACCGACACGCCCAUGCCAAGGGAGCUAGUAGGCUUCCAAUCAACCGAUUAUCGGUCAAAUCUGCCCAAUUUUUCUGCCGUGGUAAUCCUUACCAAGCACCUGGCGAAUGCCUCAGAAUCUAUCAAAUCCCUACGAAGCUGCGGUAGAUCAAAGCAACAGAGAUACCUCAGACAGCUGGCCGCUAUGCGCGAUCAACUUGGAAAUUGGUGGUCUGGUCUCCCAACCCAGGUUCAUUGCAGAGAUCUCAGCCAGAAUGGGCCUCUCUUUCGAUCGAAUAUUCAUCUGGAGAUUUACUAUAUCACUACAGUAAUAUACAUUGGCCGACCCUUCAUUAUCUCCUCAGUCCAAGUCUCAGGAAAUACCCCAGCACAGACCAAUACAACUAGUACCCAAGAAGUCCCCGAUGUCAUCAAAAAAUUACGUGAUGAUUCACUCGAUGCAGCUAUCCGGGGAGUAGAACUGUGUCAAAUAUUACAAGAUACUGUUGGCCUUGCUCGUGUUUCAUAUACUGAGUUCAGUGCCUGCCGCAUCGCCUUACUUGCUUUGAUUGCACACAGUCUCAACGAGCCAACGGCCAAAAUUUCUAUCGCUCUUACCCAGGGAAUGUCAAUAAUUCGAAAAAUGUGCGUUGGACUCGAGUCUGCAAAAUCCGAAGUCGCGGUAAUUGAAGCGCUUGACAGAGCCCGGCAACGGUUAUAUGCCCCUGCCGACCUAGAGGAAAAUCACUCAGUACAGUCCACAUCGGGUUAUAAUCAGUUUCAAGAGUGGGCCAAGCUUUGGCGAGCAGAUCCCAUGAUGCAAAACGCUGCUGUCAGCCUUGGGGAGAAUGUUCUCCCGGUCGAAGAACAAACAAAUCCCUCCGUACCGUCAUUUGAUGGGUUCUUUUCCUCGUUUCCCGACGAGCUUUGUGAGUUUACUGCCAUUCCGGGGCUCAAUGAUGACAUGUCACUGGGCCAGGAGUGGUUGGAUGGUCAGCCCGAUGAUAUAAUAUGGAACACAGCAGGUGCCUUCGAUGUGUCUGGCCAUACACAUUGA
Messenger RNA from Penicillium manginii, 1971 nucleotides. Its product is annotated as fungal specific transcription factor domain-containing protein. Lineage: Eukaryota; Fungi; Ascomycota; Eurotiomycetes; Eurotiales; Aspergillaceae. Gene Ontology annotation, molecular function: DNA binding; zinc ion binding. The transcript is spliced from 4 exons. The record is from RefSeq and is a predicted model, not a curated record. The coding region runs from base 1 to 1971 and encodes 656 amino acids. Gene Ontology annotation, biological process: DNA-templated transcription.